CUGGACCGCUGCUGACCACGAUCAGCCCCAUCAUCAGUCGGCAGUGGUACGGCGUCGCGGAUAGUUUAGCGUUGCAAACUCGCAUCGCAAAAGGCAACAUGCUGCUGAGUAUAGUGAUAGGCGCAACGGUGGCCGUGCUGACGUACAAGCUUGCCCGGCUCAUCAUCGAGGGUGGUCAGUUUCGGAAGGGCACACGGUGCGAUGGAAAGGUGAUCCUCAUAACGGGCGCCAACACGGGCAUCGGGAAGGAAACGGCCCGCGAGCUGCUGAAGCGUGGCGGAAAGGUGUACAUUGCUUGCCGUUCGCUCGAGCGUGGCAACGAGGCGCGGAGCGACAUCAUCGCACAAACUGGGCUGGCCGAUAUUCACGUGCGCGAGCUAGAUCUUGCGUCGCUGGAAUCGGUUCGUAAAUUUGCAAAAGGAUUCCUGGAGGAGGAGAAUCGAUUAGACAUACUGAUUAACAAUGCGGGCGUCAUGGCCUGCCCGAAAGCGCUCACCAAGGACGGAUUCGAGCAGCAGCUGGGCGUGAACCAUUUGGGGCACUUUCUGCUCACGAAUCUACUGCUGGAUCGAUUGAAGGCUUCGGCACCGAGCCGGAUCGUGAAUCUGUCCAGCCUGGCGCACAAGUACGGCAAAAUCAACCGGAAAGACCUGAACAGUGAGCACUCGUACAACCAGGUGACGGCCUACUGCCAGAGCAAGCUGGCCAACGUGAUGUUCACGCGGGAGCUGGCAAAGCGUCUGCAGGGGACGGGUGUCACUGCCUACUCCGUUCAUCCCGGAACGGUCGACACCGAACUGCCCCGCCACAUGGGUUCGCUUUUCUUCCUGUUCGAUCAUAAACUGGUAAAACCGUUGCUACGAGUAGCAUUUAAGACGCCACUUUCCGGUGCCCAGACCACGCUCUACACGGCCCUGGACGAAGAUCUGGCGGAGGAAAGCGGCAAAUACUACGCUGACUGUCGGGAGCAAAAGCUGAGCAAAUACGCACGGAACGACGAGCUGUCCGCGUGGCUUUGGGACGAAAGCGUACGAAUGACGAAAUUAAGCGGCUGAACUAAAGCACCUGGUGAUCGUGAAGCUUUUUUGGCCGGGGGAGAUCAUAUGGACUCACUUUGGGGAAGGCCUCUCUCUCUCUCUCACACACAGCUCUGUAUCUUACUGGAGACGUUAAUUUAAAACGUGAUGACGUGGAGUAAUAAAACAAAGUACUAACUAGUUUAUGACAUCAUGCGUA
Messenger RNA from Anopheles arabiensis, 1236 nucleotides. RefSeq names its product retinol dehydrogenase 12-like. Bases 99 to 1055 code for a protein of 318 amino acids. The record is from RefSeq and is a predicted model, not a curated record. The transcript has 5 exons. Lineage: Eukaryota; Metazoa; Arthropoda; Insecta; Diptera; Culicidae.